GAAACAUACUCAGUUAGCUGUUAACGUUAAUAAAAGAGACAGACUCGUUUUCACGAAAGAAAUAAAAACUUGUAGCACUAUGGAAAAAAAGAGGAAAAAUAGUUUGGUGCUCAACUCAUAUUCUCGAGCAACGAAUAUAGUCUCAGAACAAGUCAGCCAAAGUUUAAGACACCGGUGUGAAGACUUCACAGGUUCACCAACCCGUAGAGGUUCCGGCUUGGGCGGUGGCUACAGGAAACAUAUCAAACGGGAUGGAAGAACCGACCAGGCUCCCAGACGAGUUCGGGUGUUGGACGAUGAUGGCAACAAUGUCACUCCUCUGCCCCUGUAUCAUGCAGAGACAGGAGACACGAAGUCCAAACCAGGAAGUUUCUUUUUGGAUGAAAUCUUUUCCAGCUCAGGAUCAGACAACUUGAAAUCCACCUCAAGCUUCAAUGUGCUCGCUUCCAGCUCAUUUAUGGGUAGCAGCCGACUAUCUAGCCUGUGCACCACAUCGUCACUGACUAAGCUGACUGAGGAAAAUCUUUCUAAAGUGGACAUACCAAUAAACCCCCCAGCUACAAGUGGCUCCCCACUCUCACUACAGAUCACAACGCCAUCCGCCAACAUCAGAGUCCACGGAGACUCCUGCCUGAUCUCGUCUGUCGACCCAUCCCAUCGCCGUUGCGAACAAGAAAGGGCUCAGAGCCGAUCCUUGAUGUAUUCCACACCUCAAACUUAA
Cottoperca gobio is the source of this 721-nucleotide messenger RNA. RefSeq lists its product as uncharacterized. The transcript is spliced from 5 exons. Lineage: Eukaryota; Metazoa; Chordata; Actinopteri; Perciformes; Bovichtidae. Bases 80 to 721 code for a protein of 213 amino acids. The record is from RefSeq and is a predicted model, not a curated record.